AUGGCACACACCAAUCUGCAAGAGCAGUAUGGUAAAGGCAAAGCUGGGAGAACUCAUGCUGAGACAGUCAAUGCUUCAGAAGAAGCACCUGUCUCUGUGCCACCAUGCAACGACAGCGAGAAAUCCGAGGCCAAUCUGGUCCCCGAACUCAAUGUCGAUUACAGUGACAUUGGAGAUAAGAACGAAAUGUUCCAAAUCCCUUUGGCAUUGGUGACAACUCCGGCGAGGUAG
This is a messenger RNA of Aspergillus pseudoviridinutans, 231 nucleotides long. RefSeq lists its product as uncharacterized. Bases 1 to 231 code for a protein of 76 amino acids. Lineage: Eukaryota; Fungi; Ascomycota; Eurotiomycetes; Eurotiales; Aspergillaceae. The record is from RefSeq and is a predicted model, not a curated record. The transcript has a single exon.